CACUGGGCGAGGCGUACGCCAAAGAUAUUCGGGGAACCUCCGAAGUUCAAAAAGUGUGAGAAACGUCAGGAACCAUUUCGGCAAAGCCCUUCACUCGUUCUUCAACUUGCCCCGACAGUUCUAACAGCCUGUCCGCGAGUUGUCUCUCUCUCUCCUCGCCGGGCGGUUUCAGGUUUCCCGUGCGACAGUGGGCGUGGCAAGCUGGCGGCCGUGCCCACUUGGUGUAGUCUGAACACGCGCCCGCGAAGGUUAGACUCCGGCCGGCGCGUCCCCUCAGUCAGCGACGUGCCCCAGGACAGCGAGGGUGCCUUUUCUCUACUCAGCGGAGUCAUGGCAACAGGCAAUUCGUCUCUGUUGCAACAGCCGGCACUGACCGCUUCGUCGCUCAAAGCGCCCCCUUCGCCAGCUUUGCCCGUGCCCUCAGGGGUCCCUGUGCCGCCCUCCUUCCUCCGCCCGCCUAGCCUUUUUGUGCGUGCUGCGGCAGCCGUCGCCGCGGCGGCCGCCUCCUCCACCACCACCACCGGCAACAACGUCAGCUACUACUCGCAGGCAGCGGCGGGGCCGGAGCGCAGCGUUUGCUACCCGCGCACGCCGAAGUGCGCCCGCUGCCGGAACCACGGCGUGGUGUCGGCACUGAAGGGCCACAAGCGCUUCUGCCGCUGGCGGGACUGUGCGUGCACCAGGUGCGGCCUCAUCGCUGAGCGUCAGCGCGUCAUGGCCGCCCAGGUGGCGCUGCGCAGGCAACAGGCACAGGAGGAGAACGAGGCCAGCGGGAACAGCAGCCACCACCAGCAUUGUGUCGCUACUCGCCGGAGCAGAGAGUCGGCGCUGAGCCUUAUGGCGGGCGGCGCAAGCGCAGGAGGAGACCCCGCGUGCAACAGCUGCUACCCGGAGUUCCAGCGUGGGCGAAGAGAGGAGAAGGUUCAGAAGUAUGGCUUCCACUGCAGUGAACAAAGCAGUUCUGUAGCCCAUUUACAUAUACCGUCCCAGAGGUCUUCUGGAGCUACUGGAGACUGUAAAGAGAAGUCCUCUUGCAUACAUAUUUCAGGUAAAGAGAUGGCCGUUUGUCCUUCAGGUCCUGAUGACUCUUUGAAAGGCACUGACAGUUCAGCAUCUCUGUCUUCUUCAGAGAUAGAAUCAGGGAAUGAAAGUGAACGUCUGAAGGACUUUGUUGUCUCCAAUACCAGCGCCUCUUCUACUGCUUCUCCUACUUCUGGUGCUUCAAGACGCAGAGACCCACUCGAUAUCCUUACCAAGGUCUUUCCAAAUCACAAACAGAGUAGAUUAGAGAGAGUUCUGCAAUUCUGCAAAGGAGAUAUAGUCCAAGCCAUAGAGCAGAUACUGAAUGUGAAUGAGCAUAAGCAAGAACUCAGACAGCUUGCAGCCUCACCACUGCCAGUAUGCAAUAUCCUCCAGCAGUCCUCUGAUUUUAGUCUCCUAGGAGUAGAUGUCAGAGCACUUGGGAAUAAAUCAGCAUUUUCUCCUCUACAAACCAGUCCAACUUCCUUUGGAAGUGAAGUGAGUCUUUAUGGUCUAAGUCCUAGACUUGGAAUUGGACCUUUGAGAGUGGCAUACUCCCCUCCAGGAAGAGCUUUACCUGGAUUGAUAUCGCCGUACUUAAGAACUGGACUGUUUCCUACCUUGCCUUUUCACCCAGCGAUGGACUAUUCCUUUUCAGGAGUGAUCAAAGAUGCAUCCUAUUUCCCCAAUAAAGACACAAUUGUCAGUAGCACAAUUUACACCAGGCUAAAUGAAGAAAACAAAUAGCAUCUUGAUAAAAUCUUCAUUUUUGUAGUACUUGUUGAAGUGGGUUGUCUCUUAAUUUUAAAGCCCAAGUUUCAAAGGUACUUUCUGCUAAUAAAGGGCUAAUAAGUAAAAAGAACAAAGAAUCUUGUAGCACCUUAAAGACUAGCAAAGACUCUUUGGUCUUCUUGCUGCAAUAGACUAACACUGCUACCCCUCUGGACCUAGCUAAUCAGUAGUUUCCAGUCCUGUUUAUUUUAUUUUAUUUUUUUAAAAAUAGAUUUUAAUGAGAUUCUUCAUUUGAACAUGGAACAGUAUGAAAGGUGAGAAAAUUUCAGAAUAUCAGUUGUUAAAGAGCAUUUAAAAUUAGCGCUGGUUUUAAAUAUGAGCUUUUGUAUACAUACUGUAUAUUCAGUGUUCAUGCUUUUGGGGAAGAAAAAACUAAGUGACAUUUAAGAGGCUGUGAGUGAAAAUCUAAGUUGAAAUUUGGAGGAAACCCAAUAAAUAAUUGAACUCCCUUUUGUCUUUUCCUAGAUAUUUGAUAUGUUCAUGUUUUUGAUUUACAUGUUUGAAAUGGAAUAGUGUUUGAAAUACAGAGAUUUGAUUAAAAAAUAGGAUCUUAAAAAUAGGGUAUUUGAAGCAGCUGAAUAUUGGCAAUGGUCAACUCUUCUAACAAAAUUGAUCAGGAAUGUGGUGUAUAAGCAUUAUUUUUGGUUGGGGGUCUUGGAUCCUAGGCAAGAAAAAAUGAAAUAAUGGCCUGGUUUAGAUAUAAUGCAAAACUAUGGUGUAGCAUUAUGUGGAUGAACCUCAUCCUUGUGUGCUCUUCUCUCUUCCUGAAGCGUGGGUGCAAGGAGGAGAUUGAAGCUUUCAAUUCUAUUUUCAACUAACUGCAGUUUAGCCUUGUGUCUGAAUCCUACCUGUGAUCAGUCUUCCCUAUGGUUUACUGAAACAAGACAGUUUCAUAGACCAUGGUGAAUUUGACUUGCUUCAGGAAACCAUAGUUAAGACAAACCACAGUUUGUCUAGGUGUGAACAGAACCCUAAACUGCAGGUAAUUAAAAACAAAUGAAAGCUUCUGAUCUCCUUUUCUAAGUCAUGCCACAAGAGAGCUAAUGAGGCCAAGACUUAUUCAUGAAAUGCUAAACCAUAUUUUAGAGUUGCAUCCAAAUGCAGCAAAUGUGCUAAAAUAUUAUUUAUAUGUUGCCAGAGCAUGGUCUGGGAGCACAUCAUGGAUUUCUAGUUCUGAAGCUAAGCAUGUGUAGCCCUCAUAAGCUGUUUGGAUGGAAACCAUAUCCACUCAGAGUUCCUUGGAGAAUAAAUGUGACAUUCAUAAAAUAAUAAAUGUACUGUCCUUAAAUGACUGUUGAAUGGAGUCAAAAUGUAAUAGUGAGAAUCCAAGCCAAUGCAAGCAGCAGCACACAAAAAAAUUGGGUCUGCUUGCAUAGUGUGUGUGGGGUGAGCACUGAUUUGAGCACUUGGCAGAAACUUCUUUAUAAAUGCUUAGGUCCAAAAUCAUGAAAUUAUAGCAGUGAACAUUGACAAUGACUAUUAGAAGAUACAUGGAGAAUUAUUAUACUUCAGGGACGUUGGUGACAAGGGAUUGUUAGCACUUCUUUGUAAGAGCUAAGUUUUCUGCAUUUUAGAUAUUCUCUCUCUCUCUCUCACACACACACACACACAGGGAGAGCGAGGGAGGGAGGGAGUUAAGCCUGUGAAGGUUACUUUAAAAUAAAAAAUAUUAACAUUAGCAAUCAUAACUAAUCUCAAGAGUUAAAAUGAAAGAAGUCUAUCCAUCCUUGGCCAUUUCCCAGGGUGAGAUUAAAAAGAGGCUUUCUAAACCAAAGCAGACUAAGCAUUUUUGUUCCCAAUGUAUUUUGAAAAAAUAAAUCUCUUUAUCAUACUCUC
Molecule: messenger RNA, 3648 nt
Organism: Rhineura floridana
Lineage: Eukaryota; Metazoa; Chordata; Lepidosauria; Squamata; Rhineuridae
Gene: DMRTA1
Product: DMRT like family A1
Exons: 2
Coding region: 331-1767 (478 amino acids)
Biological process (GO): regulation of transcription by RNA polymerase II; sex differentiation
Cellular component (GO): nucleus
Molecular function (GO): DNA-binding transcription factor activity, RNA polymerase II-specific; RNA polymerase II cis-regulatory region sequence-specific DNA binding; protein binding
Source: RefSeq, a predicted model, not a curated record